Messenger RNA from Rodentolepis nana, 1017 nucleotides. NCBI's taxonomy places the organism in Eukaryota, Metazoa, Platyhelminthes, Cestoda, Cyclophyllidea, Hymenolepididae. The record is from the annotation of a GenBank genome assembly.
AUGGGUCAAGAGGAGUGGCUUGAACUGGAGAGUGAUCCAGGACUUUUCACCCUUCUUGUGGAAGACCUUGGUGUUACGGGUGUUCAAGUUGAUGAAAUUUACGAACUAUCUAAGGUUCUAACCGACCCAGUAUUUGGUUUUAUUUUUCUUUUUCGUUGGCAGCAGAAUGAAAAAAAACACAACUCUCGUCGAUCUUCUCGAGGUGGGUCAGGUCCAUUGAAUAGCUCCCAAACGCCCUCAGUCAGUGGCGUAGAUACACCCCUGAAUUCCUCUUCUUCUAAUGCUGAAAACUCUGCCCCUAACAGCACCAAUAUUAACAAUAUUAGUAGUAUCUCUUCCAAUCAGAAUGGAAUGCCCCUUAAAGUCAAAACUGAAUUCCCUACUUCAGAAAGCUCCGACCCAGAGGUCUUCUUUGCCCAUCAGAUUGUUCCCAAUUCUUGUGCCACACAUUCUCUUCUCUCAAUCCUCAUGAACACCACUUAUUCUGGCGUGGAAUUAGGUCCCCUUCUGAGUGAAUUCCGCAAAGCUACUGCUUCCCUAUCCCCUAAUUUACGAGGUCUUGCAAUCGGCUUUAUGCCUCCUCUAAUGGAAGCCCAUAAUCGACAUGCUCGACAACAAACCUCUUUGUCCCACUGUCUACCGCCAUCUUGUGAUGAGGCAAUGUCCAUUUCUGUCGUCAAAAUUGCUGUUGAAGCAGCUCAAAAGGCCAGUUGCUUAGAUUCAGAAAAUGGAACCAAUGGGUCAGAGUUAGGGCACUGUUCCUCGUGUGUGGAUGAUACUCCUGGAUUGGUCACGUCUACUACCACAGGGGAUGCUGGUGACACGUUCCACUUUGUUUGUUUUUUGCCUGUUGGAAAGUACCUCUAUGAAUUGGAUGGCUUAAAGCAAGAGCCGAUUAACCAUGGAUUACUUGAAGAUCCCAUUAAUCAUAAUGGUUGGACCAAACAAUGCUUGGAUUUACUUAAACAGCGAAUGCGAGAUGUAAGUAAACUGCUUUUUAACUUUGAGUUGCCAUGA